CCCUUUCCCUCCAACCCAAAGGCUUACUUUGAAGGAAGUCUUUGUAAAUGGGAAACCUAAUAUUGAUGUCUUGAAGAACCAUUUGGUGAAGGAAGGGCGAGUAGAAGAGGAAGUAGCCUUAAAGAUAAUCAAUGAUGGGACUGCUAUCCUGAGACAAGAGAAGACUAUGAUAGAAGUAGAAGCUCCAAUCACGGUGUGUGGUGACAUUCAUGGACAAUUCUUUGACCUGAUGAAGUUGUUUGAAGUUGGAGGAUCACCUAAUAACACACGCUACCUCUUUCUGGGUGACUAUGUGGACAGAGGCUAUUUCAGUAUAGAGUGUGUACUGUUUUUAUGGAGUUUAAAGAUUAAUCAUCCCAAAACACUGUUUCUGCUUCGGGGAAAUCAUGAAUGCAGGCAUCUUACCGAAUAUUUCACCUUCAAACAGGAAUGUCAAAUCAAAUAUUCUGAACAGGUGUAUGAUGCGUGUAUGGAUACAUUUGACUGUCUCCCUCUCGCGGCCCUCUUAAAUCAGCAGUUUCUGUGUGUACAUGGAGGGAUGUCACCUGAAAUUACUUGUUUAGAUGACAUUAGUAAAUUAGACAGGUUUAAAGAACCUCCAGCCUUUGGGCCAGUGUGUGACCUGCUUUGGUCUGAUCCCUUAGAAGACUACGGCAGCGAAAGGACCUUGGAGCACUAUACCCACAACACUGUCCGGGGGUGCUCUUAUUUUUACAGUUACCCUGCAGUUUGUGACUUUUUGCGGAAUAAUAAUUUGUUAUCAAUAAUCAGAGCCCAUGAAGCCCAAGAUGCUGGGUAUCGAAUGUACAGGAAGAGCCAAACAACAGGCUUUCCAUCACUCAUUACAAUUUUCUCUGCCCCCAAUUACCUAGAUGUCUAUAACAAUAAAGCUGCUGUGUUAAAAUAUGAAAACAAUGUCAUGAAUAUCAGGCAGUUUAACUGUUCUCCACACCCCUACUGGCUUCCAAACUUUAUGGAUGUUUUCACGUGGUCUUUGCCUUUUGUUGGGGAAAAAGUCACAGAGAUGCUGGUUAACAUUCUCAACAUAUGCUCUGAUGAUGAGUUGAGUUCCGAUGAUGAAGUUGAAGAUCACUACAUUUCAAGCUAUCAGAAAGGACUCACUGCAGUUCGAAAGGAGAUCAUCAAGAAUAGAAUCAGAGCCAUUGGGAAGAUGGCACGGGUCUUUUCAGUUCUUCGGGAAGAAAGUGAGAGUGUGCUGACUCUCAAGGGCCUGACUCCUACAGGGACACUCCCUCUGGGUGUCCUCUCAGGGGGAAAGCAGACUAUUGAGACAGCCACAGUAGAAGCGGUAGAGGCCCAGGAAGCCAUUAGAGGGUUUUCGCGUCAGCACAGGAUCCGGAGUUUUGAAGAAGCCCGAGGUCUGGACCUAAUUAAUGAGCGGAUGCCACCCCGAAAAGAUAGCCAAGGGAAGUUGGCAACUCCCGUACAAUCUAAUACUUCUCACAGGAACGAGAAGGGAAGAAAAGCCAGCCAUGACUCAGAGCCCAGCGGUGGCACAGGUGGACCCAAAACUUAAGAGCAAAUUGUAUUUAUUUAUUUAUUAUUGGAAAACAAAACAAAGCAACUUAAACCUGGAGGUGCAUUCAUAACAUACACUCUGCAUUUAUUCUGGAAGAAAGGUGAUCAUUUUAUAAAUUCUUCUAAUUUAUGUCUAACAUAAAUAUAAGCAGCGUAUCUGUUUUGUUUUCCCUUUUCUUCUUAAUUUUUAGGAACUGAUCUGCUUGACUGAUACAUAUGUGAGGUUUUGUGCUAUAAGAGGCACCUUCUCCUAAUAAAAGGGCCUUGGAAACCUCCACCCUGGGUUUCUGACUUGAACCAGCCAGACUUUCUCUUGUUUUUAGAAUGUAAUGUCUUUCAUUGCAGACUAAUAACUUUUCAAACACAGAAAGGUUUUUUCCUUUCUACAUGGUACCAUUGAAGAAGAUCUCUUAGAUUUCAGUGGCUUAAACUUCUCUUCUUAUGGAAAACUUGAUUAUAGUAGAAUUUGUAAGUGAAUAACCGAAACCCAGUGAUUUUAAGAGCCAAAGGGAAUGUUUUCCAUAACCCACUUUCUUCUGGACUCUCAGUUCCUUUUACUAUGUUCUGGUAAGGCAGAAUAAAAGGUAAUGAGGGAUUUCUUAGAAUUACUUAAAAUUUGUUCAUCUAGCUCUGGGCAUGGCUGGUUUAAACUUCCCUUAAAACUUUGGAGGUUUCUUAAAUGUUGCCAGAUUCUUUGGCUUUCAUUUUUGGACCCAGGUGAUUUACUCUGUCUACAAAGGAAGCUACACGUCUAAAUAUUUUACAAAUGCCCUCUGUACAACCUUCAGUAUAAGCACUUAUGCCCUGCUGUGUAUUGCAUCAGCUAUUAUAGCAUCUAUUCUCCCAUUGUCCUUUUUUCUGUGUCAGCAUUUUUUUAAUCAACUGGGAUAAUGAAAACAGGCUAGGGUAGAAUGAUCCCUUAUGAAUCAGAGGUCUUGCUAAAGGGCAUUGGACGAGUGAGGAAUUUCAUAUAUUCUACAUCAAUUACAGGGUGUUUAUCUUUCAACACUCAUCAGGUUGAACUGUCUGUCAGCAUAUUGUGGAAUACGAAGACAAGUGUUCAGAUAUAAUGUUUGAAUAAUCAUCCCUUGAUUUUUCAAGUCACAACCAACUGGGAAGAAAACCUCGGGGGUUCUUGGGCUCCCAUUUUUGGUUUUACCUGGUGACAGGUGCUAUGUCAUAAUACUCAUUGGCCAGCUUUGCAGUAAGUGUGCAUAUCUGGGCAACACUACACCAAAGUGCAUAUUUAUGGAAUUCCUUCAUGUCAUUUGGGCUGUAGGAGUCCAGCACAAGAGCACGUAUCUCAGACAGUAAGACCUUAUGUUGGGAACUUCAAGGACAACAGAAACUUUAUCCAAAAAAUUAUUUCAUUAGAAAUAUCUCUGUUUUCUAUAUCUUUUGUUAACAGUUUCCAGUCUGUUUAUGACAAAGAUCAGAGCAUUGAAGGGAUUGUAAUUUGAUGACGUGAAUUAGUCUGCUUAAACAGAUAGGAAGGAUCCCCAGCUGGUGUGGCUCAGUUGGUUAGAGCAUCAUCCUGUACACUGAAAGGUCACAAGUUGUUUCCUGUCAUGACACAUGUAGGUUUCAGGUUCUGUCCGUGGGGGGCGGGGCGGGGAGUGAGGGGGGGGGACCAAUAGAUGUUUCUCUUUCUCCCUCUUCCUCUCUCUCUAAAAUCAGUAAAAAAGCAUGUUCUCCGGUGAGGAUUAAAACCAUAUUAAAAAAAGGUAAGAAGGAUAUUGAGGACAGAGAUGAAAGAUCUCGUGCUAGAUUGCAGUAAAAACUGUGCAAGAAGGGAGAAAAAAAUCUUUACUGAUGGCCAUUUCUUUACAAUGGAAUUCGUCACCUGGGUAUCCUCAGCCUGCUUCUCUCCGUCCCAGGAUAGAAAAGACCGCUGUUCUGGGAGUCUCACCUAAAGUGGAAGUCAGUCCACGUGACACGUUUGAUAGAUGGGGGUCCCUAUCCCUUUCUCCUCUUCACUGAGGCGGUGGUUUUACAUACACAACCCACAGGUAGAAACCACUCUUAUGGGCUUCAGGCACAGGCAAGUAGUGGAAUAGUUAUACAUCCAUAUAAGCAAGAAAUAAUAUUGUGCUAGUAAAAAGGAUGCUUAUUUAGGACUGUCUUUAUUAUCCUCUCAAAAAGAAGCAGUGCGGUCAAGCAAGUGUCCUUGACAGGCAUGGCCAAAGGAUGUACCUCACAGGUGCCCUUUGAGCUGUUGAAGGAUCCCCCACAGCAGAGAGGUGAGAAGUCGUCAUUCAAGAAAAUUGGAGUUUAAAAUGCAGCAGCAACGGGUCUUGAAGGACGUUAGGUUUGAAAAUCCUGUUGAAUUCUAAAGGAAAAGGUAUUUCUGAUAUUCUGUAGAAAGCUGGGGUGUGUGUUUCAAGAGUUUAAAAAGCUGUGUGUGAAGUGUAUCUGUAAGGUACAGAUAGCUUCUUAAAGUGACACUGUCACUCGGUGUACUUACAUAGGCUGGCCCCUCUGACUGAAGACAGGUUAGAGGCAUGAACCUUAAGAA
Messenger RNA from Myotis brandtii (Brandt's bat), 4054 nucleotides. RefSeq names its product protein phosphatase 3, catalytic subunit, gamma isozyme (gene PPP3CC). Lineage: Eukaryota; Metazoa; Chordata; Mammalia; Chiroptera; Vespertilionidae. Gene Ontology annotation, molecular function: calmodulin binding; calmodulin-dependent protein phosphatase activity. Gene Ontology annotation, cellular component: cytoplasm; calcineurin complex. Gene Ontology annotation, biological process: calcineurin-mediated signaling. The record is from RefSeq and is a predicted model, not a curated record. The transcript has 14 exons. Bases 167 to 1537 code for a protein of 456 amino acids.